Molecule: messenger RNA, 2433 nt
Organism: Perca fluviatilis (European perch)
Lineage: Eukaryota; Metazoa; Chordata; Actinopteri; Perciformes; Percidae
Gene: qrsl1
Product: glutaminyl-tRNA amidotransferase subunit QRSL1
Exons: 12
Coding region: 107-1672 (521 amino acids)
Biological process (GO): mitochondrial translation; glutaminyl-tRNAGln biosynthesis via transamidation
Cellular component (GO): glutamyl-tRNA(Gln) amidotransferase complex; mitochondrion
Molecular function (GO): glutaminyl-tRNA synthase (glutamine-hydrolyzing) activity
Source: RefSeq, a predicted model, not a curated record
CGCUGUUAGACGUUGAUUAUUGAAACAAACAUGGCGGCGUGCUUGUGCUGCACACUGUACAGAGGUUGUUCUUAAGUUGAAAGGUUGUCAUUAAAAUACUGUAAACAUGCUCAGCCUGACAAUAAGGGAGGUGUCUUUGGCUCUCAGGGAGGGAAGAAUCUCCCCAACGGAGCUUUGUAGGAAGUGUCUGAACCGCAUCAAGAAGACACAACAUCUUAAUGCUUACAUCAGUGUGACAGAGGAGUUGGCACUGAAGCAGGCUCAAGAAGCAGAAACCAGACUGCUGCAAGGUGCCCCCAAAGGUCCUCUGGAUGGAAUCCCCUUUGCAGUCAAGGACAACUUCUGCACAGAAAAGAUCAAGACUACAUGUGCAUCCAGGAUGCUUAAAGACUACACUCCACCCUACAGUGCUACAGUGGUCCAGAAGCUUUUUGACCAAGGGGCUGUUCUCAUGGGGAAGACCAACAUGGAUGAGUUUGCUAUGGGUGCGGGCAGUACUGAUGGGGCUUUCGGUCCAGUGAGAAACCCCUGGAGCUAUGCUGCUCCCUACAGAGAGCAGACAGGGGCAGCGCCUGACUCUAACUGGGUUAUCACUGGAGGAAGUUCAGGAGGAAGUGCUGCAGCUGUGGCCUCACUCACUGGCUACCUAGCUUUGGGUUCAGACACAGGUGGUUCUACUCGUAACCCUGGAGCACUGUGUGGUGUUGUGGCCCUGAAGCCCACUUAUGGUCUGCUGUCCAGACAUGGUCUCAUCCCUCUCGUCAACUCCAUGGACGUCCCUGGUAUUAUGACCCGCAGUGUCAGUGAUGCAGCCAUCGUCUUAGGUAUCCUCCAAGGCACUGAUAUUAGAGACUCAACAACAGUUCCUGCUCCCUCAUCACUGACAGAGCUACCUGAAUACUUUGAUGUCAAGAACAUCUGCGUAGGCAUCCCUAAGGAGUACCACGCCCCGGGGCUCUCUGAGGAAACUCUGGCGCAAUGGAGUCGUGUUGCUGACAUGUUUGAGAGGGCGGGGGCGCGGGUGAAGCAAGUUUCCCUGCCCCACACCCAGUACUCCAUUUUGUGCUACCGCGUCCUGUGCUACGCUGAGGUGGCGUCUAACAUGGCCCGUUUUGACGGCCUAGAAUACGGCCAUCGCAGCGAGGUAAACAGCUCGACAGAGGCCAUGUAUGCCUUGAGCCGACAUGAGGGCUUCAACGAUGUUGUGAGAGAGAGGAUACUGUCUGGGAAUUACUUCCUGCUCAAACAGAACUACCAGCACUACUUUGUAAAGGCGCAGAAAGUCCGCCGGCUGAUUGCAGACGAUUUCAAACACGUGUUCAGCUUAGGCGUCGACGUGCUGCUGACGCCCACCACUCUGACUGAUGCAGCCCGUUACGCCGACUUCAUACAGGAAGACAACCAAACACGCAGCGUGCAGGAAGACGUCUUCACCCAGCCCGUCAACCUGGCAGGUCUCCCCGCUGUUUCUGUGCCAACCGCUUUAUCGAGACGAGGCCUUCCCAUUGGUUUACAGCUCAUAGGACCCGCGCUCCAAGACCAGAAGCUGCUCAGUGUUGCCCAAUGGAUCGAGCAGAGGGUUGGGUUUCCCUCCAUCAGUCACUACGGAGAGUCCAGCGAGGGCAGGCAUGACACAGGAAUGACCAAAAGAGAGCAGACUUCAGCUGUAUGAAGAGAACUGUGCACACAAGUGGUGACCCAUAAUGAAAAUCUGCGGAAUUCAGACUGUUUCCUCUUCGGGUGGAGAUGUGUUAAAAAAUCUGCGGAAUUCUGAAUCCACAGAUUCCGUGUGGCCCUGCUCAUGACCCACUAGAAGUGUGUGGGGGUGUCUUUAUGUGCAGAGACCCUGCCCUCUGCCUCUCUUCUUUUUUUCUUUUUUUUUUUGCUGUGUGCAGGAUGUCAGCAAAGAUCCUUUGGGCCCCACGUGGGUGGUUAACCCCCAGCCAAUAACAGCAUGCAGGUUUUCCAAUGCUGCUUUGCCCAUUUGGUCAACGACACAAACACAGAGAAACAGACAGGAUGGAAUUCAUUAAAAUUGAAAUGUAUCUUUUUUCUGCAAGUGUAUGUGUUACUAAAGAAAGACAAAUUGCAGAAGAGUUGGGUAACGGCAUUGCAUGACACCAGCAGACUUUUACCCAUUUUGGCUCAAGCUGAUACUUUCCCUGAAGUACUGUCCACAUUUUAGUGUUGGAAUCAGCUCAUGCAAAAUCAAUCCAGUCAGACAACUACAGUACUAGAAACUGGCCUUAACUAAGGUGCUCCACUGAGUGCUUACAGAGUCUCAAUUAACUCCUCCACAUAAUCCUGACCCAUUUCUCUGCUGGUGGGAAUCUGUACCUGACCUUGAGUUUUCAAAAAGUGCACAAGAUUGAACUUUUUUUAUUUAUUUUUUACACAGUAGGAUCACUAUUGUAUCUUCACAUUAAUGCUGUG